This is a messenger RNA of Rhizopus microsporus ATCC 52813, 899 nucleotides long. RefSeq names its product regulator of G protein signaling superfamily. The coding region runs from base 41 to 658 and encodes 205 amino acids. NCBI's taxonomy places the organism in Eukaryota, Fungi, Mucoromycota, Mucoromycetes, Mucorales, Rhizopodaceae. The transcript has a single exon. The record is from RefSeq and is a predicted model, not a curated record.
CUUUUACACACGUAGAAUUUUUAUCACUUUUUCCUUUAUAAUGCUAUGCAGUCCUGAACCACCAUCGCUUACUCUAGAAGUUGUUCUCAAUGAUCCUUCAUCUGAUCUAUUCAAAGAAUUUGCAAACUAUCUACGACAGUCAUAUUGUAUCGAAAAUUUAGACUUUUGGAUUGCUGUACAAAAGUAUAAAGAAUGUACAAAUGAUAAAUCAUUGGCUUUGCGAUGUGAGGAUAUGAUCAAUGAGUAUAUACGACCCAAUUCACCACAGGAAAUCAAUAUCCCUUGUGACAUGCGAGAAGCUAUCCUAGACUUUUAUCAACAAGGCAAUUAUCAUCCCAAACUAUUUGGUGCUGCAGCAGAAGCAGUACUUGAAUUGAUGAGAGUAAAUUCAUUUAUACCUUGGCUCAUGUUGAACGCAAACAGUGAACACUGGGAAACGAGUACGGGAGGAAUAAAGCAUUCUGCUUCAAGCACUUCUUUAUCUGAUAAAUUAGGAGUCAAACUAAAGCAAAUUUCACGAAAAAGUUGGUCCUCUUUUGAUUAUCCUUCUGGAGAUAGCCGAUUUUUAUUUUCAGUGACAAGUUAUAGCAAUAACUCUGUAUGCAGAUCCAUGUUGAAAAAACUUAAAAGGUCGUUUUCAGGGCAUCAACGACAAUAACGACUCCCCUUUUUGACAAAAACAAAGAUUAUAGACAUUUAUAGAACAGAGAUCCUUCAUCGAUACCCAGUUCCUUCCUUUUUCCCCUUUUGUAUUUUAAACUUGCAUGUACUUCCCACCCAUUCUUUUAUUCCUAUAUACUUUUAAAAUUGUAUCCAUAUUAUCUCACAUUUAUCCUACCUUGCAUCUUGUUGAGCAAGUCACGUCAUUACCUCUUAUGUCAAUAAACUUUUUCUGCCAU